AUGGCUCGUGGCCGGCACCUUUGCGCCACCGCCGUGCUUCUGCUGGGCACCUUGCAGGGAGGUCAAAGUUGCGACCAGAUCCUCCCUGCAGCUUCCGCCCAGGUGAACUACAACACCAUCACCCGCUGCUUGCAAGACCAGCAGCAAGCGACACUGGCAUCGGGCACUUUCCUUUUGCCACAUGGCAUUCGGCUGCCAGCGAACACGAGCCUCUUUGGUGCACCACCCAAUGCGACGGUUCCGCAGCUAACGACGCGGCUCGUGCUGGCCGUGCCAACCGCCAUCACCCACUACAUCCUGCGAUUAGGCUCGCACUCGGAAGUCAGCUGGCUGUCCGUGGAUGUCCAGGAGAAUUUGCUGGGUGACGGCUGCUGUAAGUGCGUUGUCGGGAUCUAUGGCAACUUCUCGCAGGUCUCCUAUGUGGAGGCCAUGGGUACCAGAACUGGUGUGGGCGUGUACUUCGCGAGCCCCACCUCCCACAGCAAUGCCGUGUGGGAGAUGUCUGUUCGCGGAGUCUUUUACGGAGUCGCGUUUGCUGCCGGGCUGAGCGCGAGGCAAGUAAACGUGUUCGAGCACAGCCUCAUCGAGGAUGUUCUCUGCGAUGCGGUGUCCUUUGCCGGUUAUGGGGAGGUCCGCCAUACGACGAUCCGAAGAGUCGGCUCUGCCUGUGCCGCCGCUGCGGCCAAGGGCGAACCACCGGCGGGAGCAGGUUUUUUCUGCCGUGGCAGCUGGGACGGCGGGCUCAUCCACUCCAACCAGGUGGUAGACACCUGUGGCAUGUCCCUGGACGUGGACACAUGUUCUCAUCUGGAUAUCUUCAACAACACUUUCUCUGGACCAGGCUACGACUGGGAAGGGAACUUCACCCACUGCUGGGGUGCGGUGACCGCUGUCUUGCUGGACUCGCAGAUGGUGUCGGUGUCCAAGAACCUCAUCAGCAACCUUCGAGAGUCCAACCGGCUUGCAGUGUCCGAUGGCGAUAUCCAUCAGGUCUUUAGCGAGGUCGAUGCCGUUCCUUUCUCGGAUCUUCCGAACGGCACGGACACGGUGCUGGCUUUCGCACUGCUCCACCGGCCACAUGCCGGGGCCUCGCCCUCCAUCAACAAUCAGAUCUCCAACAACUCCUUCACAUGCCGCUGCCCUGGAGAGAAUGCCACCUGCGCUGGGCUGGCCUACUUCACCGGGCGCGGCACCGGUCUGGAGGGGGUGCGCCUCCCGGGCCAUUCCUGGGGCGAGCGGAGGCCGACGCAGCCCUCGCACUUUACAGGGAACCUUGAGGACGGAGACCUCGGUUCCGUGCGAUGUGGCAAGAAUUCCUAUGCGGAGGCGGAGCCAGUCUGCCGCAUAGACUCGGACUUCCCUUGCAAUGCGGAUGACUACGAGCACCCGGAGGCCGACCUGGCCGCCGUGUUCUCGCCAGAGCGGCGCGAGCCGGAGGCCGAGAGGGCGCCGAAGGUCAUCGUGGAUGACCGCUUCUUCUUCAGGCGUCUCACCUGGGCUUUGCACCGCCGUGCCGUGCGCCACGUCCGCGCGGUGCCGCCGUGUGCGCGCCUCACCAUGGAGCUGCUGCUCCUCGUGGCCUCACUCCUCCAGCUUAGCGCCGUGCUGGUUUUGCACGCUGCACUCCUCCCCUCUGCGCUUUCGCCGCUGCCGAUCCGCGACCCCUUGGCCGACCGCCUGACGGAUGCGUUCUCUCCAGGCACGGCCGUUGAGCUGCUCAUCAUUGAGCUGGCUCUGCCUUCGCUUGGGUCUGUGACAGACGACAUUGCGCCCAACUUGAGCUCCGUUCGUACAUCUGAGGUCGUCCGAUGCGAGGUCGCCGCAGAGCGCUCGGUGUUGGAGCUUCCACCCGUGGUCCGGCGAGGCGUGCAAGAAGCUGCGAGCCAACGGCAAGGAGGUCUGGUUGCCAAAGUGCACAUGGAUGCCAACGACUUGCAUCCCAUGCUUCCGGUCCGUCGGCUGCCCAGCUCACUGCUCCGCGGCAUCCUCGCAUCGCGCAUCCUCGGAGCUCUGGUCACCGGCCCGUUGCGGGACGAGGUCAUUCGCCGCGAGCCGUUCCUCUCUGUCCUUGCCAACUUCACCGAGGAGGUGCCGAAUGUUGACGGUGCGAACAACUCCUCCGAGGUCGGCCCGGAACAGCCGGGGGCGAAGGUGCCUCCCAUGGCCGUGGAGAAGUGGUCGCUUCUGGCUUGGGGCCUCGCCGAAGUUGGUUUAGGCAUCGGCAAUGUCUCGACUGCGAAGUUGGGAAGCACGUCGCUGGCGUUCUUGUCCUGCGAAGGGGAGACGCCCGUCUCGCUGCAGCCUCUCCGGCGCCUGUCGGAGCUGCUGGACAGGCGAACGGAGUGGUGGCUGUUCAAGACUGUCUGGGUCUUUGCCACCUGCAUCUUCGGCCUGCUUGCAGCAGUCGUCGUUUGCUUUGCCGUGCGAGGAUCGCUGCUGGGCCUCUACAGCAUAUGCCUUCACCUAAGCACCGGGCCUGGCUGCGGGCUGCUGGAUUCCCUCGAGGCGAUGGUCCUGGUCUUGGCACCUGCAGGGCUGGGGUUCGCUUUCUGCCGCCUCGCCGGGACCCGGGCGCCAGAUGUCGCGGCGAUCCUCCUCUGCCUCUCUGCGGGUGAGGUUGCGUCUCUGAUGCUUCAGACGCAGGAUUCGCGAUAUCUUUUCCCAAGGGCCGCCCUUCCUGCAUACAUUGCGGACGUGUACUACUGCUUCUUCUACCACCCCAUGAACUUUACCGGGUUGGCACACGGCGCUCUCUUCUGCUAUCAGGCCUUCCUCGUCGCAGUUCUGUGGGGCCAUUUCGAAACGGUCGUGCGCUUGCCUACUUCGUCCUUGGACCAGCUCAAUGUCGAGGUUCGGAUCAGACCCAGCUCUCAUGCGAAGGGCCAUGCUCGGCUUUCCCCGGCUGUGCAGAAGCUGCUCCUGGAACAAGGGCUACUCUUGCUCGGGGACAAUACGUCUUACGAGACGGGCAUGGUAAUGAGUGCAGUCGUGUCCAGAGCUGUGCAGACCAUGAAGGCUCCGCGCUGGACCUUUCCGACCGACCCAGUAGGUGCCACGGACUUGCUACACCCCGGCGAGUCUCUUCGGUCCAUCCACCCGGAGGCCCUGGGCGGUGGCGCGGCCGUGAACUUGCUA
Symbiodinium sp. CCMP2456 is the source of this 3135-nucleotide messenger RNA. NCBI's taxonomy places the organism in Eukaryota, Dinophyceae, Suessiales, Symbiodiniaceae. The record is from the annotation of a GenBank genome assembly.